This is a messenger RNA of Peromyscus californicus insignis, 5590 nucleotides long. RefSeq names its product THAP domain containing 4 (gene Thap4). The transcript is spliced from 8 exons. The coding region runs from base 153 to 1817 and encodes 554 amino acids. The record is from RefSeq and is a predicted model, not a curated record. NCBI's taxonomy places the organism in Eukaryota, Metazoa, Chordata, Mammalia, Rodentia, Cricetidae.
GUGGUGCGGGCGGCAGCGCGCAGCCAUCUUGCCGUACGGCUCGGCCGCGGCCCACGUCCCGAGCUGUGUCGCCGCGCUCCCUCGGGGCGGGUCGGACCAGCGGGCGGGCGGCAAGGACCGGAGCCUGGCGGCGCCCACGACCGAGGCCCGCAAUGGUGAUCUGCUGCGCGGCGGUGAACUGCUCCAACAGGCAGGGCAAAGGCGAGAAGCGCGCUGUCUCCUUCCACAGGUUCCCCCUAAAGGAUUCCAAACGACUGAUCCAGUGGUUAAAAGCCGUUCAGAGGGAUAAUUGGACCCCCACUAAGUAUUCAUUCCUCUGUAGUGAGCAUUUUACCAAAGACAGUUUCUCCAAGAGACUGGAGGACCAGCAUCGCUUGCUGAAGCCCACAGCUGUGCCCUCUAUUUUCCACCUGUCGGAGAAGAAGAGGGGGGCUGGAGGCCAUGGCCAUGCUAGGAGGAAGACCACAGGGACCAUGAGGGGCCACACAAGCGCAGCGACAGGGAAAGGAACCAUCGCGUCCUCACUGCCCUCAAGUGAUACCUCCAUGGCCAAGCCUGAGUCCCGAAAGUUGAAGCGAGCUUCUUCACAGAGUGAUGCAACCCCCAAGGCCACCCCAGGUGCUGUGAGUCAGGAGCAGGGGCAGUCUCUGGAAAGAACUCCAGGAGCUGGACUGGCCGCCCCACUGACUAGCAGCCGGGUAGAUGCAGAAGUGUCUGCUACAGAGGCUGACCACCAGAAGGCCUCUUCCUCCGAUGACGCAGGCGGGGCAGACAAGAGCGGCAUCUCCAUGGACGACUUCACACCCCCAGGGUCUGGAGCUUGCAAGUUCAUUGGCUCACUUCAUUCUUAUAGUUUCUCCUCCAAGCACACUCGAGAGAGGCCAUCUGUACCCCGUGAGCCCAUUGACCGAAAGAGGCCGAAGAGAGAGAUGGAGCCAAGGUGCAGUGGGAAUAGUGUGGCCCAGAGUCCCCCAAGUUCCUCGCUUACAGCAACCCCUCAGAAGGCUUCCCAGAGCCCCUCCGCCCCUCCGACUGAUGUAACCCCAAAGCCAGCUGCAGAAGCUGUGCAGAGUGAGCACAGUGACGCCAAUCCCAUGUCCAUCAACGAGGUCAUCCUGUCGGCCUCGGGGGCCUGCAAGCUCAUCGACUCCCUGCACUCCUACUGCUUUUCGGCUCGGCAGAACAAGAGCCAGGUGUGCUGUCUGCGGGAGCAGGUAGAGAAGAAGAACGGAGAGCUCAAGAGCCUUCGGCAGCGGGUCAGCCGCUCCGACAGCCAGGUUCGCAAGCUGCAGGAGAAGCUGGAUGAGCUGAGGAGAGCCAGUCUCCCCUACCUCCCCUACCUAAGUGGCCUGCUGCCCCCCAGCCACGAGCCUCCCAAGAUGAACCCAGUGGUGGAGCCGCUGUCCUGGAUGCUGGGUACCUGGCUAUCCGACCCGCCAGGAGUUGGUACCUUCCCGACACUGCAGCCCUUCCAAUACCUGGAGGAGGUGCACAUCUCCCAUGUGGGCCAGCCUAUGCUCAACUUCUCGUUCAACUCGUUCCACCCAGACACACACAAGCCAAUGCACAGAGAGUGUGGCUUCAUCCGCCUGAAGCCCGACACCAACAAGGUGGCCUUUGUCAGUGCCCAGAACACAGGUGUUGUGGAGGUGGAGGAGGGUGAAGUGAACGGGCACGAGCUGUGUAUCUCAUCCCAUUCCAUCUCCAGGAUCUCCUUUGCCAAGGAGCCCCAUGUGGAGCAGGUACUUAAUGCUAUGAACUUUCCUCUUAGAACUGCCUUCAUUUUGAUGUGGAAUUCUGUCUCCUACUUGGUUUGAUCUGUUGACAGGGUUUCUUGGGCUGGAGAGAUGGCUCAGAGGUUAAGAACACUGGCUGUUCUUGCAGAGGUCCUGAGUUCAAUUCCCAGCAACCACAUGAUGGCUCACAGCCAUGUAUAAUGAGAUCUGGUGCCCUCUUCUGGCCUGCAGGCAUACAUGGAGGCAGAAUGUUGUAUACAUAAUAAAUAAAUCUUAAAAAAAAAAAAAAAAGACAAGGUUUCUCUGUGUAGCCUUGGCUGUCCUGAACUCACUCUGUAGACAAGGCUGCCCUCAAACUCAGAGAUCUACCUGCCUCUGCCUCCCAAGUGCUGGGAUUAAAGGCCUAGGGCAUUAUGCUCAGCUGAUGAUUCAGUCUUAUUUAUCCAUUCAUCAUUGAUGAACCGCAGGGUAUUGCUAUCUUGGGGCUACUUGAAAUAAUUUUGAUCUGCCUAAUGCACAUUUUAAGCGUACCUUCGUAUUCUGUGUUUUUGAAGCUACUUUCAGAAUCCUCAGAACUCCUUUCCAGAGCUUUGUAGAGUAGGGAACAAGGUGGAUUAUUUAACAUUUGUCCUGCUAAUACCUUAGGACUCACGAUUUUGACAAGCUGGCUCCAUUACCCCCACCUGCAGGCCUCUCCCACCACCACGGAGCCCAAAAGUUCCUGCUGUUCCCCAGGCCCAACCAGCUGUACCUCUGACAGCUCUUGUCGGACUGUGCAGUCUGAACUUAAUUGAGAUACUUAAUCACACUGUAAAGAUGGGUUGCUGUGAUUGCUGUAAUAAAAAGCUGACGCCAGUAGCUAGGCAGGCGAGGAAAGGCAGGACUUCCAGACAGAGAGAGGAACUGGGAGGAGGCAUCUAGGCACAUAGAAGCUGCCAUCGAGAAACUGAAGAAGUUGGAAUACAGUGCAGAGGAGAGGUAACCAAGCCACGUGGCAGAACAUAGAUGAAUAAAAACAGGUUAGUUUAAGUCAUAAGAGCUAGUUGGGGAAAAACCGAAGCUUAGGCCAAGCUUUCAUAGCUAAUAAGUCUCACGUUGUUAUUUGCUGGCUGGUGGUCCAGGUAGUCCCAAAAGAAAAUCCAGCUACAGUCCUGCUUGAGUAGCUGUAGACAGUGGUCCAGGCCCACCCACACUGACAAGGGUUCGGAGGCCUGGUGUGCCAGCCUCCUGGAAGGUACUCAAGUGGUCACCCUCUGGAACAGUAUUCUAGCCUGCGUCCCUCGGCCUGCCAGUAGAGUGGGGCAGCCUCGGGAAGUUGUACAGACGGACCAUUCCUCCUGAGCCUUGUUCUUUUACGCCAUGACGUUCUUUCUGUAAUUUGGAUAGAUACCUUUUAUGAUUUAGAUAGACACAUUGUGUGAGUGAUGAGUGCUGUGGACCACAAAUAGCUUUUCAGUUUGUAUUUUACCUUUUAUUUGGUCGGGAUGGUUUUGUUUUGUUUGUUUUUUUGCUUGUUUGUUUUUGAGACAGUCUCACAUAACCUGACAUAUGUAAGGCUUCCUGCUUCCAACUUAGAAGAGCUAAAAUUAUAGGACUAUGCCUCCAAAUCCUGCCAUAGGCUCUAUUCUUAGAAUGCUUUAUUGAAUAGUUUUUAUGUACUAAUCAAGAAAACUGUGAACUAUUUUUCUGUAAGUUUUGCAGUUUAAAUGAAGUCUUUCCUUUGGGUCAUUGAUCCGUGGAGGCUGAACUAUGUGUGCAGUGGGGCACAGUCUUCUCUCCAGGUGACAUCCACCUACCCUGUCCCCUACUGAAGAGAUACCCACCCUGCUACUCCCAGUACCAGCUCUGCCUCCUGACCAUCCUUUUUCUCUCUCAGUUCAAAGUAAUCUGCGGACCUCACAUUGGUUCCAAACUGGUACCAUAAUGUCUUGAUUAUUUGGGCUUAAUAGAUUUUGUUAUUUGCUGUGGAAUAAUACUUCUGUAUACUGUGUGAAUAUAUGUCGCUAUGAUUGGUUUAAUAAACAAGUUGACUGGCCAAUAGCUGAACAGGAUUAAGUUAGGUAGGAAAGCCAAACUGAGAAUGAUGGGAUGAGGAAGGGUGGAGUCAGAGCAGUUGCCAGCCAGACGCAGAGGGAACAGGAGAUGAACAUGCCAUGUUAGUAAAGGUACUGCCGUGUGGCAGAGAGUAAAUAAAGAAUAUGGGUUAACUUAAAAUGUAAGAGCUGGUUAGUAAUAAGCCUGAGCUAUUGGCUGAGCAUUUAUAAUUAAUAUAAGCCUCAGUGUGUUUAUUUGAGAGUGACUGUGGAACAGGAAAACUCCACCUACAAUUAUUGUUUAUUUAGGUGUUUGUAUUUGUUUUUUAAGAUUCAAUUCUAGGCCAAGUGGUGGUGGUGCAUGCCUUUAAUCCCAGCAGAGGCAGGUGGAUCUCUGAAUUUUGAGGCCAGCCUGGUCUACAGAGCAAGUUCUAGGACAGCCAGGGCUAGAGAGAGAGACACUGUCUCAGGAAAACAAAAACAAAAUGACACAAGUUGAGACUUUGCGUAAGGUCCCCUCACCACAGAGCAGUUCUUGAGCUGGACUCCCUGGUCUGUUUCUGCUUGGUCUUGCCCCCCAGCUCUUGUGCAGCACUGGGCUGGGAGCCAGUGGGAGCCAGGUGAUGUUUUCAACUAGACAGGCUCCAAAUCCAAGAAAGCCCUCGAGUCCUUCCUGGGCCAACAGGUAGUCGUGGAAGUGGGGUGCCACCUCCGCCUCUUCCCUCCUUGUUUCCAUGGUGCUUCCUGGUACCCUGAAAGAACUGUUUUUUUGUGACAGGGUCUCAAGCGUCCCAGACUGGCCUUGAACUCAUGUUACUCCUACCUCUACCUCCCAGGUACUGGGAUUACAGGUGUGCAGCACCACAUCCAGUUUAUUUAAGCUGGGGAUCUAACCCAGGACUUCAUGCAUAAAAGCAAGCACUCUACCAAUUGAACUCCAUCUUCAGUCCCUAAAGAGACUUUUAAUUGGUUUUUCUGUUUUUACAUUUAUUUGUGUGUGUCUGUGUACACGUCUGGUCCUCUGAUAGAGAGAGCAGUAAGUGCUUUUAACCACUGGGCCAUCUCUUCAGCCCCUCUAACUAAACUUGUAGUGACUGACAUUUUUAUCUUUUUCUCAGCAAAAGGGUUGAGAGUCCAAGUAAUGGGUGUGGCAGAGGCAGCCGGUGGUCCUGGCACUCUGAAGUGUUAGGCCCUUAGAGAGUUGAUUAGACAUUCAUUUAUCCUGUGGUCACACUGUGUCCACAAGCAUUCCACACAGGAGGGCUAUGAUUCAGGACGUGACUCAGGAUCUCUUCAUCUUCUUGUGGGAAGAGCCAUAUGAUAUAAUAGACCAGUGGUCCCUAAGUGCUGGCCCCAACUCCUGCAAGAACACAUUUGUUAUGGUUUAAGGCUCAGAUGGAAGUGGAGAUUGUAGCCAGCAGAACAUCAUCAAAUAUUAACAGACUAAACAAUAGGCCACUUCUGGAAAGCCGAACUCAUACCAACCCUGUGUCUACCUGUUGCUUGGGAGAAGUGGCUGGUGUGUCCCAUGGUGGUUCACGCCCAGAGUCUCAACCUUGGUGGGGUAUUUUCCUGCUUACAGACCUGUGACCAGUGACCGACACAGGUGGAUGGACGCUCCCGUGUUUGGUCAGUGUGUGUUUCUGUUUUUCCAAAACAAAACCGAGGCUAGCUUGGAACUCGUGUAGCCACGCUGACCUAGAAUUUGAGCUAGUUCUCUUGUCCCAGCCUGCUGAGUGCUGGGAUGAUAGGCGUGCGCCGCCACACCCGGCUCUUGAUGAUACUCUGAAGGUGUAAACAUAAGUGCUUUGUUUUGUUCUC